UAGAUAUUUUGUAAAAAUUUGUUAAAAAUGCAGUAAAAUGGCAACGCAAAAACCUGGCGAAUGGGCGAGUGCCCUGCUGGCACGAUUUGAAGAUCAGCUGCCAAACAAAAUCGGACCUUAUGGCACUCAGGCCAGGAUGAGCCAGGAUCAACUAGUGGCCUGCUUGAUCCACAUUUCACGCUAUCGUUUCUCACUGGUGAUAUCGGGUCUGACCAAAAUGCUGCAGCGUGUUAAUGAAGCGGCCCUACAAAAUCGCCAUGAACCAGAACGAUGCUACUUUGAAUCUCUGGUCAUAAUCUUGACCACUCUGGAACGAUGCCUUACCAAUCAGACCAAGGACACGGCACGGUUCGAGGAGGCAAUGAAUGUGAAACUAUUACUGAGAGAAAUUUCACAAUUUGUGGAUGUACAGAGCGAUAAUAAUCCAAAUGCUGCUCAGCUAAAGGCUUUGGCGUCAAAAGUUUUGUUUGCCUUAUCCCAGAAUCAUUUCUCAGCAGUGUUCAACCGAAUCUCGGCCCGCAUACAAGAGCUGACUUCGUGCACAGAAGAGAAUCCCGAUUACAACGACAUCGAAUUAAUCCAGCACAUUGACAUGGAUAUGUUGAAGCUGACAAAGCUUUUGCAGGAAACUAUUACCAAAUUUCGUUCAAAGCGUGCACCGCCUUUGAUUUUGCUAUAUUCAUUGGAGAAGGCCAUUUGGAAUUGGAUUGAAUAUCAUCCCCAAGAAUUUCAGGAUCUACAGCGAGGCACCAAUCGGGAUAUAUCUACGUGCUGGGAGCCACUGCUGGACUUUGUUGAAUAUUUUAAAACCGAAAACAAAAAGAGCAAAACUCUAGUCUGGCCUCUGCAAAUGCUGUUGUUGAUUUUAAAUCCAUCCAGCUUGGAGGCCACUGUCAAUGAGCUUCAACAAUCAGAGAAGGAGAAGGACAACAAGGAUAAAGCCCAAUCAAAGUCCACCCAAUCGGCCUCACGAGAUAAAGAUUUUUCCGCCAAGCAAUUUAUAGAAAGCAUUAAGCGAGGCCUGGGCCAGCAUUCGCCAUCAAAACAGGUUACAGAAUCAUCUGCCAUUGCAUGUGUCAAGCUCUGCAAAGCCUCCACCUACAUCAACAUCAACGAUUCGAAUAAUGUCGUCUUCAAACUGGUCCAAUAUUUUAUAAAUGAUCUAAAGGCUUUACUCUUCAAUCCUGCGAAGCCAUUUUCCCGUGGACAGGGCUAUAAUUUUGCAGAUAUUGAGCUAAUGAUUGACUGCUGGGUGUCAUGCUUUCGCAUCAAUCCGCAUAAUAUUGAGGCAUUAAAAGUGUGCCUAAAUCUAUCCUCGCCUCAGGCUUAUCAUUUUGUAAUUGUUUGCUCUCUGCUACGUUUGGCCCACAUCUAUGUGGACUUUCGUCUGCAGAAUAAAAAUCCCUUCCGCAUUGUCAACCAGCCACGUUUAUCCUGGUGGCCGCAAACGGAUGUUGUGCACUACCGUUCAGCGGAAUUGCGAGCUCUUUUCACGGAUACUUUAAACAAGGCCACACAAGGAUAUAUAGCGCAUACGCCAUUGCGAUACAUUACCUCACUGACACUUAAAUCUAAAGAUACCCAAAAGGGUCUAACUCGAGCCGAGGAAGGGCCAGCCCAUAAGAUGCUAUUACUAUUGCUGGUUAGGCUUAUUCACGCUGAUCCGACAUUGCUACUAAAUACGCAGGGAAAGGUUGCCCAUGAGGUGCAGAGCUCAACUUUGGAAUUAAUCAACGGAUUGGUCAGUCUAGUACAUCAAACAACCAUGCCGGAUGUCGCUCAAGAGGCCAUGGAAGCUCUGUUGGCCUUGCACGCGCCGGAGAAGAUUGAAGUGUGGAACCCAGAGGCGCCAAUCAAUACGUUCUGGGAUGUUAGCUCACAGGUUCUGUUCUCCAUAUCGCAAAAACUAAUCCAACAUCAGAUAGCCAACUAUACGGAUGUGUUGAAAUGGUUACGUGAAAUUUUGAUUUGCCGGAAUACGUUCCUACAGCGCCACAAGGAUUAUGCCCAUGUUGGUAGCCAAAUAGCGAUUUGUAAGCAGGCCCACAUCAAAAUGGAAGUGGUCUUCUUUAUGUAUUUGUGGAGCGUGGAUUUAGAUGCUGUCCUCACAUCGCUCUCAUGCUUUGGCCUUCUCUGUGAAGAGGCUGAAAUUUGUUGUAGCUCAGAUGAAUUGACAGUGGGUUUUAUUAUGCCAAAUUACCAUAUCUAUCAGGAGUUGGCACAAUUGUCAACAUCGGCUACAGAUACCCGAAUCUGCUUUUUUGAUAAUAGCCAUGGCAACGUUUUAAGUCGUCUCACACUGCAGAAACGCAUCAUGACUCUUUUAAGAAAAAUUGAGCAUUGUGUGCAUGGUGUUCAACCGGCCUGGGAGGAGACCUUUCGCAACUGGGAGGUGUCUAGCAAGGUGCUCCAAACGUAUCCUAAAUGCAAAGGAGAAGACGCCCAGGCCGAGGUUUUUCAUCGCGGCAUGGGCAAACGACGGGCAAGUCAUCAGAGUUCUGAACAUGAUCUUGAGGAACAAAUCAACGAAUGGGCCAACAUGACCUGGUUCCUUUUGGCUCUUGGCGGAGUUUGUUUACAGAAACGAAAUAGCAGCCGACAGAUUUUAGUGCAGCAAUGCCAGAACAAUGUUUCCCUUGGAUCUUUGGCGCAGAAUUCUUUAUACUCGAGUUCUACAAGUUCCGGGCACGGCUCAUUGCAUCCAAGUACCAUUUCGCUGACUGCCAUACCAGCAGCACCCCCACAAGAUUGUAGCUAUUGUCCUGUUACACAAUUUAUUGGUCAGCUUUUGCGCCUGUUGGUCUGCAGCAACGAGAAAAUCGGUCUCAAUAUACAAAAGAAUGUCAAGGAGCUAGUGGGAGAGGAGAUGUCCACCCAGCUGUAUCCCAUUCUCUUCGAUCAAAUACGGGCCAUUGUGGAGAAAUUUUUUGACCAGCAGGGCCAAGUGAAUGUCAAUGUUACCGACAUAAAUACCCAAUUCAUUGAGCAUAUAAUCUACAUAAUGAAAUCAAUUUUGGAUCCAAAGGCCAGCAAAGACCCUAAUAACGACCAACCAUCGCCAUCAGAGCAUUUGGGAGUGACCAGCAUUGAAGGUCUUAUGUUGGGCGUAGUCCGCUAUGCUCGCUAUCUGGACAUGACAGUUUUUGCCAUUCGAAUCAAAACGAAACUCUGCCAACUGGUGGAGGUAAUGAUGAAACGACGCGACGAUUUAGCUUUUCGACAGGAGAUGAAAUUCCGUAAUAAGUUGGUGGAAUAUCUAACGGAUUGGGUAAUGGGCACAUCGCACCAGAUUGCACCGCCCAGCUCAGCAGAUGCUUCCAUAUUGACCAACACCUCGUUGAUAUUUCGUGAUUUGGAUCAAGCCUGCAUGGAAGCAGUAGCGGCUCUUCUGCGGGGUCUACCCCUCCAACCAGAGGAGUCGGAUCGUGGCGAUUUAAUGGAUGCCAAGAGCGCCCUGUUUUUGAAGUAUUUCACCCUGUUUAUGAAUCUUCUUAACGAUUGCAUAGACAGUUCGGAGGCGGAGAAGGAACUGAAUAAUACCCCUCUAUUGCCACCAAGACCAAGAAUGGCUGCAGGCAAAUUAACAGCCCUACGGAACGCCACCAUACAAGCAAUGUCAAAUUUGCUGGGUGCCAACAUUGAUUCAGGUCUAAUGCACUCAAUUGACCUGGGCUACAAUCCAGAUUUGCAAACCCGAGCCGCUUUUAUGGAGGUGCUAACGCAAAUUCUCCAGCAGGGCACAGAAUUUGAUACUCUGGCUGAAACGGUGCUCGCAGAUCGCUUUGAGCAGUUAGUUCAACUCGUGACAAUGAUCAGUGACAAGGGUGAGCUUCCCAUUGCCAUGGCACUGGCCAAUGUGGUGACAACAUCACAAAUGGAUGAAUUGGCCCGUGUCCUAGUGACCCUUUUCGACGCCAAACAUUUGCUCUCACCAUUGCUAUGGAACAUGUUCUAUCGCGAGGUUGAGGUCUCCGACUGCAUGCAGACGCUAUUUCGCGGAAACUCAUUAGGCAGCAAAAUCAUGGCCUUCUGUUUUAAGAUCUAUGGGGCUAGUUAUCUUCAAAUGCUGCUUGAGCCACUGAUACGUCCGCUUCUGGAUGAACAGGAGGAAACCUGCUUUGAGGUGGAUCCCGCUCGCUUGGAUCCAAGUGAAGAUAUCGAAGAACAUCGCAAUAAUUUAAUUGCGCUCACCCAGAAGGUGUUCGAUGCCAUUAUCAAUUCAUCGGACCGUUUCCCGCCUCAGUUGCGUUCCAUGUGCCAUUGUCUGUAUCAAGUGCUAAGCAAACGAUUCCCAAAUUUACUUCAAAACAACAUUGGAGCAGUGGGCACUGUGAUUUUCCUCCGAUUCAUUAAUCCAGCCAUUGUUUCCCCCCAGGAGCUUGGUAUUGUAGACAAACAAGUUCACAGCUCUGCCAAGCGUGGACUGAUGCUUAUGUCGAAAAUCCUUCAGAAUAUAGCCAAUCAUGUGGAGUUCUCCAAAGAACAGCAUAUGCUCUGUUUCAAUGACUUCUUGCGCGAUCAUUUCGAAGCUGGUCGUCGUUUCUUUAUCCAGAUUGCUUCUGAUUGCGAGACUGUGGAUCAGACAUCACACAGCAUGAGCUUCAUUUCGGAUGCAAACGUUUUGGCUUUGCAUCGCUUGCUUUGGACGCAUCAGGAGAAGAUUGGCGACUACCUUUCUAGCAGUCGGGAUCACAAGGCAGUGGGCAGACGUCCUUUCGAUAAGAUGGCCACACUAUUGGCCUAUUUAGGUCCACCCGAGCACAAGCCAGUCGAUUCCCACAUGAUGUUCAGUUCAUAUGCUCGAUGGAGCUCCAUAGACAUGUCCUCAACGAAUUUUGAAGAAAUUAUGGUUAAACACCAAAUGCAUGAAAAAGAAGAAUUCAAGACAUUAAAGUCAAUGAAUAUUUUCUAUCAGGCGGGUACCAGUAAGUCCGGUUACCCCGUAUUUUACUAUAUAGCAAGGCGUUACAAAAUUGGCGAAACCAAUGGCGAUCUGCUCAUUUAUCAUGUUAUUCUCACUCUAAAACCCUUCUGUCACUCUCCCUUUGAAGUGGUAAUUGAUUUCACUCAUACCUGCUCGGAUAACCGAUUCCGUACUGAGUUUCUACAAAAAUGGUUCUAUGUCUUGCCCACUGUGGCCUACGAAAAUGUCCAUGCGGUGUACAUCUACAACUGUAAUUCGUGGGUGCGUGAAUAUACCAAGUUUCAUGAUCGCAUCUUGGCCCCAUUGAAGGGCAACCGGAAGUUAAUGUUCCUGGAGUCACCAAACAAACUCACUGAUUACAUUGAUGCCGAACAACAAAAAUUGCCGGGAGCCACUCUCUCAUUGGAUGAGGAUCUUAAGGUGUUUAGUAAUGCCCUGAAACUAAGCCACAAGGACACAAAAGUGGCCAUUAAAGUUGGUCCCACCGCCCUGCAGAUUACAUCAGCUGAAAAAACCAAAGUUUUGGCACACUCUGUUCUUCUCAAUGACGUCUACUAUGCUUCCGAAAUUGAGGAGGUUUGUCUGGUGGACGAUAAUCAGUUCACCUUGUCCAUCACCAAUGAGAGUGGCCAAUUGAGUUUCAUACACAACGAUUGUGAUAAUAUUGUCCAAGCCAUCAUACACAUACGAAAUCGUUGGGAACUUAGCCAGCCCGAUUCGGUGACAGUGCAUCAGAAGAUACGACCCAAGGAUGUGCCAGGCACAUUGCUAAAUAUGGCUCUACUCAACUUAGGAUCGUGUGAUCCGAAUUUGCGGACGGCUGCUUACAAUUUACUUUGUGCGUUGACUGCCACCUUUGACCUGAAGAUUGAGGGACAACUACUGGAGACCCAAGGUCUGUGUAUACCAUCCAAUAAUACCAUAUUUAUCAAAUCGGUUAGCGAGAAACUGGCCACCAAUGAGCCACACUUAACGCUGGAGUUUCUUGAAGAAUCAAUUCAGGGAUUUCAACGAAGCACCAUUGAACUGAAACAUUUAUGCUUGGAGUACAUGACGCCCUGGCUAAAGAAUCUAGUUAAAUUUUGCAAAUCCAAUGACGAUGCCAAAAAGUUGAAGGUGUCGCAAAUUUUGGAUAAACUAAUUUGUCUUACCAUUGACCAAAAAGAGAUGUAUCCCUCGGUGCAGGCGAAAAUCUGGGGAUCUGUUGGACAAAUACCAGAACUAAUUGACAUGGUUCUGGAUAAUUUUUUGCACAAGUCCAUUACCUAUGGCUUGGGAUCACCGCAGGUGGAGAUUAUGGCCGAUACUGCUGUGGCUUUGGCCUCAGCCAAUGUCCAAUUAGUUUCCAAGAAGGUGAUUACCCGCAUGUGUCGAGUGAUGGACAAAUCCUGCACAAACCCCACCCAAUAUCUAGAACAGCACAUGAUGUGGGACGAUAUUGCCAUUUUGGGACGCUAUCUACUUAUGUUGUCCUUUAACAAUUGCCUAGAUGUGGCCACCUCAGUGCCAUAUCUCUUCCACACAAUUACAUUUCUAGUCUGUUCGGGUUCUCUAUCCAUGCGAGCUUCCACCCACGGCCUGGUGAUCAAUAUUAUUCACUCACUUUGUACCUGCACAAAUCCUUCAUUCUCGGAAGAGGCUCAACGCGUCUUGCGUCUAUCAUUGGAUGAAUUCUCUCUGCCAAAAUUCUAUUUACUUUUUGGCAUCAGCAAAGUUAAGUCUGCUGCAGUCACCGCUUUCCGCUCCAGUUGUCGUCACCCCACAGAUAAGUGGCUAGGAAAUGAACGAGUAACCCAACCCCUGCCCGCUGAUCGAGAACGUUUGUCGCUGCCCUCGCUGGAAGUAAUCACAGAUGCAUUGCUUGAGAUCAUGGAGGCCUGCAUGCGCGAUGUUCCUGACUGCGAAUGGCUUAACAUUUGGACUUCAUUAGCACGUAGCUUCGCCUUCUGCUAUAAUCCCGCCUUGCAACCCCGAGCCCUAAUUGUUUUUGGAUGCAUUAGCAAGAGUGUAACGGAUCAUGAAGUGAAGCAAUUGCUUCGCAUACUAGUCAAGGCUCUAGAAUCGUUCAAUGAUUUAAUUCUGAUUGAGGCUUUGGUCAUGUGCCUGACCCGCAUUCAACCUCUCUUACGUCCUGAAUCGCCCAUACAUCGAGCUCUAUUUUGGGUGGCCAUCUCAGUGCUGCAGCUAGACGAGAUUACCCUUUAUGCUGCUGGUCUGGCUCUAUUGGAACAAAAUUUGCACACGCUUAAAUCCCAAGGAUGCUUUGACAAAACGGAGACUAUAGCCGAGGUUAUGAUGCAGACGCGCGAAAAGUUGGAAUGGCAUUUCAAGCAACUCGAUCAUGCCGUCGGUCUUUCAUUUCGCAGUAACUUCCAUUUCGCUUUAGUAGGACAUCUCAUAAAGGGUUUCCGUCAUCCAACGCCAACCACUGUAUCCCGUACAUCGCGUGUCCUCACCAUGUUAUUGGGCAUAAUUGCCAAGCCACUGCAUCGGGACAAAUUCGAAGUCACGCCGGACAGUGUGGCCUAUCUUACGGCUUUGGUAGCUGUCUCAGAGGAGGUUCGAUCUCGUUGUCAUGUGAAACAUGCUCUACCCCGCUGGCCAGCCGAUUUAGGUGGCAGUGUGGAGAAUGGCGAACUAGCUAAUGGUGCAAUGCAGGCCAUUGGUCAGCCUUUGUCACGUCGGCAGAAAAGCUGGGAUAUACUCGAUCAAUCGGCAUUACAAUUCGCCCGCCAGCACAAAGUACCCACACUUCAGAAUGCGCGAGUUUUAUUCAAAACUCAACGUUCGUUUUCGGUACCCACGACCAAAGAUCCGAAUAAUGCAACCGGCAUCGAAGAACGUCAGGAACGCGGUUCUCGUUCUUCAGUGUCGAAUGAAUCGAAUGUUCUGCUUGAUCCAGAAGUGUUACCCGAUUUGUCUAUCCAAGCCUUGGUCCUUACUGUUUUGGCCACUCUAGUCAAAUACUCAUCAGAUGAGGGUGAAACACGUGUCCUAUAUCAGUAUUUAGCCGAAGGCUCUGUCGUCUUCCCCAAAGUGUUUCCCGUAAUUCACUCCUUAUUGGAUCAGAAGAUCAACAAUAUAUUAUCGGUGUCUCAUGAUCAAGUUGUACUGAACUCUGUGCAAAAUAUCAUACAGAAUAUGCUGGCUAGCGAAGACCCAUCGCAACAGCAAUUGCAUUUCCUGCAAAGCUGCGGAUUUGGUGGUCUGUGGCGUUUCGCUGGACCAUUUACCAAGUACAACAUGAUGGGGGAAUCUUCUGAAUUAUUUGUCAACUGUUUGGAAUACAUGGUGGAAACAUGCUUGCCAGGAGAUGAAACAGCUCCGGUUCCACCCUCACCGCGUCCCUAUAAUCUUAGUUCAAGCUUGAGUAGCCUGACCUUGGGUUCUCCAACGGAUAAGGCAUUCUCAUCGGAAUCAUUAGAUUUUUACGAUAAUUGCGCGGGCAGCGUUAGCAGCCUACGUCGCGCCUCACACAGCAAAUCACGCGCCAAACAUCGAAUUAACGAAAGUCCAUCGCACAGCAAUAAUUAAUACAAAAACAUUCGCAUAUAACCAAACACAAA
Drosophila willistoni is the source of this 8490-nucleotide messenger RNA. RefSeq names its product neurofibromin (gene Nf1). Gene Ontology annotation, biological process: regulation of GTPase activity. Lineage: Eukaryota; Metazoa; Arthropoda; Insecta; Diptera; Drosophilidae. The record is from RefSeq and is a predicted model, not a curated record. The coding region runs from base 38 to 8458 and encodes 2806 amino acids. The transcript is spliced from 16 exons.